Messenger RNA from Dermacentor albipictus, 5259 nucleotides. RefSeq names its product alpha-ketoglutarate-dependent dioxygenase alkB homolog 4. Gene Ontology annotation, molecular function: oxidoreductase activity; demethylase activity. Gene Ontology annotation, biological process: demethylation. NCBI's taxonomy places the organism in Eukaryota, Metazoa, Arthropoda, Arachnida, Ixodida, Ixodidae. The record is from RefSeq and is a predicted model, not a curated record.
CUUCUUGCUUCCUUUCUGGUUUUUCAGUCCACCUUUCACGGUAAGAUUUCAGCUUCUCUUGGUAUCCUAGAAAGCUAAUAUAGAAGUACAGACCUAUAUUUUUCCUCUUUAGUUUAAGAAUUCUUAGAAGAACCGUUUCUGUAUUCAAGCUACAGGUAAAGCGAGCGUGAUCGGGCCAACCUGUAUGCCUUGCUUUUAUUAAUAAAUUAUUGCUCCUAUUCCAUGCACAUCGCCAGAAAGCGGUUUCCUUCUAUGCAUAUUGAUAUUCUCUAAAGUGCGCUCGUCACAACGGAGUAAAUACGAAAAGAGAAAACUAGAAGGAAGGUAAAGCAGCUGCGCGAUGUGCGUUGAAUUUUGUAAUUGUUUCUUGCACCACGGCCCAACCUAGAGAAACAAGAACACGCGCGCUUUGACAGGCGCGUUGUGUUUAUACUGUCGCCUCGGCAACGUGACCGGAAAUCCGCACCGCCGCCUAGCGUGGUUGGUUUGUCCGGAAACGGUAAAGAAUGAAAGCAAUCAAUAUGGCGGCGCCCAGCACCUUGCUUUCUUGAACCGUAUGGCGUGCCCCCCGACUCUACCGGAGUAGCUUUUUUUCUUGCGCCUCGACGAUGGAACCCAAGUGUUCCUGCAAGGGCGUGAGAACGUGUCUCGCUUGCGAGCAAGUCAAAGAACCCAGCAAACACGCCAUAUCCAAACGAAAGGUGCGACAUCCGUUCACCUUUUGCACCGACUGCAGACUGUGUUGGCCGGGAUGGAUAGACAACAGUGAAUCGACGGAAAGUACUCAGAACAGCCACGACGGAUACUCCCCUCCGCUCAAGGUGCCGGGCAUCGAGGUCUACGAAGAGUUCCUGACGCGCGACGAAGAGGCGAUCCUCGUCGACGGCAUCGACGCCCACGAAUGGGUCGGAUCUCAGUCGGGUCGCCUCAAGCAAGACUUCGGGCCCCGCGUCAACUUCAAGAAGAAACGCGUCAGGGCCGGCGAGUUCGGGGGCCUACCGGCCUACUACACGAGCGUCGAGCAGAAGAUGAGCCGCUGCCCCGUCGUGUCCGACUUCGAGGCGGUCGAGCUGUGCAACCUCGACUACAGCCCCAAACGCGGCUCGUGCAUCGACCCGCACUACGACGACUGGUGGCUCUGGGGUCACCGGCUCGUCACCUUUAACCUCUUGUCCGACACGGUGCUGACCCUGUCGCGCCCCGAGCAGCACUGGAUGCUCACCGACGAAGACCUGAUCGACGAGCCGUCGGCGCCUGCCGCCGACUAUUGCCCGCAGCCGUCGGUGACCGUCGCGCACGACAGGGGCGUCUGCAAGUCGUGGAGCGAAGACUUCAAGGACUCCGUGUCGGUGCGGACUCCGCCCCGCCUGUGUGCCGUGCAGGUCGCGCUGCCGCGCCGGUCGAUGCUGGUGUUGUACGGCGACGCGCGGUACAAGUGGCACCACUCGAUCCUCAGGGACGACGUGACGAGUCGUCGGGUCGCCAUGACGGUGCGAGAGCUGUCGGAGGAAUUUCUCGAAGGCGGCGCCUCGUGCGAUUUCGGCGCCGAGCUGCUCGAAAUCGCGAAGUUGCGCGUGUGAAGGUGUGCGCUUUUUUUUUUUUUUCCACGCAGCGUGACGUUUGUUGGCGUUGGUUCGUUGCUUGCCGUGCUUGCAAGGUUUUGAGUGAGGCGGCGUCUCUGUAUAACUUGGGCUGCUCGUUUUAGUAUUAGCGGGGCCAAGGCGUGACCCUACGUUUCAUAGAUCGGGUAAAUGCAUCUAGUCCGUGCCAUUGUUAAAAGCCUUUUAACCUGAAGUAUUCUGUUGCUUAUAACUUUUUUUCUUGGAUUGCCUGCUUCGCUCAGACGAGCUCGAGAGAGCAAAGACAAGAACGGCAGGGAGGUCAACAAGACAAGCACCCGGUUUGCUACCGUACACUGUGGGGUGGGGGAAGGGGAAUAAAAAGAGGAAAAAAAGGGAGAGAGUGAGCACUGAGUGCGUGUGGGAGGAUGCACAGGAACACUAUGAACGGUCUCUUAUGUCAGUGCAAUUCAAGUAUUGUCCUAGUGCACAAAUCACUUUCGGUGCCAGUGACGGGUGUGGGCAUGGUCCGAGUAUCGUUGGCAGUCAGCAGGGCGUCGAUCAUAGCAAUGGCCUUGGUGAUGGCCCUCCAGACAAAUUCACGCUUGGUGCGAAGUUGCUCCAUUGGCGGAACUUGAGGGCCAGAUGCCAGGGCCGGUUUCGGCGCCACUUGAAAUGUAGCAAACGACGACGGGGAUUAGACUCGGACGUCUGACUCAUUCGUCAACUGGCAGCAACUGAGCGAUAGGAUAGGAUAGUAUAGGAUGUCCUUCUAGGAUGGCACAUACCCACUGUGGGGGAUUGGCUAAGAUUUGGAUAGUAGUACAAAGAUUCGGUUAAUACAGAAAUUCAUGAAACGUCAAGAGGAAAUAGUUAAAAAUAGCAGCUGAAGAAUUUAAGAAAAUCACCUUGGCACAGCUAUAAAUUCCUCCGCAGCUGAGCAAACAUCCCUGUGGUAGUUUCCAAGAGAGGAGGCUCCUAGAGAAAGAAUAUUUAGAAUUGAAAAAUUUAAACCAAGUUGCCUGGAUGAAAAUUACGUAUGGUCUCAUCUGCACAGACUGGGCAAGAGGGGAGGGUGCCAAACCAGCCUUGUGAGGAUAAAUCUUUAAUUCUGGUGUUCAAUAGUGUAACGGGGUGAAAAUUACUUCACUUUUUCUGGUGUGAAAAUAAUUUUUGUGCCAGAGGAAUAGAAGGUGUCUAUAUUCUGAAAAUUUUGCUAUAGCUGGGUUCAAAAACUGAGCGGGCAGUGCCUGCGGUCACCACUCGUGCUCGACGCACCUUUAUUUGCCACAAGCCAGAUCUCAGUGUUUGGGUCUGUUUCUUUACAGCCUGGAUUAGACUGUUCAAGUGAACGCCAUAAGCUGCGAAACAGUUAUGGUGGAGAAAUGUGACAGGUUCCUACUUGUUGCUGGGGCUAAUUGAUUCCUGCUUUUCAUGGUGUAAUGGGAUGCGAGUCAACAUACAGUGAGAACAGAAAACAGAGUCACUUGGCUCUGUUGUGGGACUGUUGAGUGGUGCUCUUUCCUGUCCUGGUCAUACAUGAUUUUGUUUCACAUCCUAUUACAUUACUACAUCAUAACCAGCUAUGAGAUAAUUUUUGGCCAUUGUGGUUGUGUAGUGACAUUGUUUCAGUGACAAACACCUAUUAGCAGAUAUGUGUAGUAGGAGCAUACAUAGUAACAUUACUGCGUAAUUUCUAAAUUGCAAGUAUUGAAAUUACUUUCACAAACUGAGUUUCUUCAAAACAUGCAGCUUAGUAGCAUGUAUAAGAGCACACAUUGACGACAUCAUAUGCAAUUGGAGCACAACAAAUGCUUCUGCAGUGCCUUGACUAUAUUGAACUAGUAGAGAUUAGAAUCUUAUUUAUUAUAUAUGAACAUGGCCGUGCAUACUAAAAUUUAGUGUUGCAUAGUAGAAAUGACCCUUGGUACCAUAAAAGCCCCGUAUAUUAGCAGAAAUGUGUGCAAAUGAGGCCAAGGAGCAUGAAGUCAUUCGGGGUUGGAAACCAUAUCAAGCCUUAAGGAUUUGCAACAUUUGUUCUCCUAGAGCUGAAACAGUUAUGUAUCAAGCCUAUCAAGUUAACAGUCUUGUAUAGGUGUGCUAUCUGAAAGCUUUGCAUUCAAUUCAUUUGAUGACAAAAGCGAGCUUGUGCAAGCUCGCUUUGCACUAAACACUCUCUUUAAAAAAUUAGCGGCAACUAUACAAACACGAAUGAAGCAGAAAAUAAUGCACAACUUGCACGGUUUGCGUUCAGAACUGAAAGUCAUAAGACUCACAAAAAGAAAGCUUUGCCAUGUUCUUUCACAGAGGCAGGGUCAUCAUCAGCUGCAGUGAUCAUGUGAUUAUCCCGAACGUGCUCAAACAUUUGGAGAUUUAACACCUUACAAACAUGUUAUGUGCUUAGGUACCAAAGUAUAGGUUGGUUUGUUAGCCGAGCGUGUUUGAUUUCUGUUGGUGCAUAGUUUGUUGCGGUAAGCGUGGAGUAACCUGAAGGGUAAUCUGGAGGCUAAUCUGUAAUGCAACAUUUAUUUACUUUUUCUUCCACCUUGUAUUGCCACAUUCCAGCGGCUUAAGUCAGAGAACGUUGUAUAGACUUCUCACAUAAUGCCUACAACCCUGUGCGCACACUGGUUUCCUGUCACCAUUGUGAAGGGCAGAUGUGUGGGCGAGCACAGAAUGCAAAUAGAAAGUUUGUGAGCCAUGUGGGCUCUGCUACAGACCAUGUGAACCGUAUUUCACACUAAUGGUAACAUUUAAGUACAGUUUAACGGAAUAUGUACAGUUCAAACAUGGCUAAUUAUCCAUUUUUCACUCUCGUGAGCUAUAGUGCUGUCUGAGCUGCGCGUUACUCACCUGAAGCCGUGUGGGCAACAGCAGUUCCAUUUCUUGAUCCAAGGAUAAUAUAUGCUGGGCAGCGGUGACUCUGACAUGCUGGCCUGAUCAUGUGGCUGAAUACUCUGUAGCGCCUGCGAGACCAUUUUGUAUGCGCUAGAUGAUGGCACUAGAUUGCUACACCAGUACGUAAGAUAUUGCAGCAUGCCACGAUUCUUUUUUUUUCUGUAAUUUGGUUUGAUGGAAUCAGGAACGACGUAAGACUGCACAAAAGUUGCAGCUAAAGCUUCUUUUCAUCUGUUGUCGCAUAGCAAUAGUCAACAAUGCUUUUGCGGUGCAAGCACAGGAAGGGGCCAAGAAAUAUUCUAUCGAGAUAUAUCAUGUUGCAAAUAACCAAGCUUGCAUUCAACGGAGCGUCUUAUGCAGCAAACGUGUAGUAUGCUGUAGCAAACUCAAUGGGACCUGUGGCAGCACCUGCGCAGCCCAAACUUCCUAUGUGAGUCCUGCACUCACCCGCACAUCUGCCCUUCACGAUGGUGGUAGGAACGCAAUGUGAUCACAGCGCUGACAGUUAUGCAAGAGGUCUGUACUAUAUUGUCAUUUUUUUGCGAGAGCAUCUGAAAUUUCCCAGAAAUGUUUGGCUUUUCUUAUUGGUCAUGUAUUGUUAUGACUUGUUGGUAUAGUGAUGUUUUGUCAUUUUGACAACAAAGUUUGUUUACUGUGAUGAACUGGUAGUAAAGACGUAGUUAUGGUAGUCUUGUGGUCCUGAGCAGACAGCAAGAAGCUUGGUCUUCCUUCUUGGCAAAAACAUGUUAACUCUUUUGCCGCCCAUGUUGUUUAAAUAAAGAAUAGAGAGAAACUCCCAGAA